UCAAACCCUUUAAAAAUGAUUGACCUUCAAAUCCUUUCUAAACUCAUUAAGGUAGUAUUUGGAUUAUGAGCAAUGCUCUAUUCAACUCCAUCCAUUUUGCUACCCGACAAACGUUGUCUACGUUAACAAAGCUGUGGAUCCCAGUAGCACAACAGUAGGUCAAAGUUGGGUUCUGGGUAGAAGACCGUUCGCUUCGAAGGCAUGCCAAAUUUCAAAAACGUCAAGCUCCUCCUCCUUCCACCUAUCGUAGGGUUCGAAACUUCAAGCAUAUCUAGCUGCAAGAAUCUCAAAUCCAAACAAACAUCAAGCUCCUCCUCCUUCCAAGCAUCGGUAGGGUUCGAAACAUUCAAGCAAAUAGUAUGCAGGAAUCUCAAAUCGAGGGCGGAAACUCCCGAUUGUGAGAAAAGGAGCUGCGCUACACAGUGAAAAGGGGAUAUUGUCAGGAGUUAUUCGCGGAUAACUGUGCUGUGGCACACGAUGUCAGAUCUCCCGAAUAAUGCAAAAUUGUAGGGGGGCCCUCCAACUACUCUGUUCUCGGCUCAAUUUGUCCCUUUAAGAAGCAGUGGCCUGGAUUUUUGAGAAGCAUCCGCAUUAGAGUUCUGCUCCACGAAUUGCUUGCAUCAUGGCUCCAAAAGGGAAAAAUAUCAUCGAAUGAAGUGAUGAAAUGGACUUCGCUUUCCUAAACGUGAUGCUUGAGAAGCUGAGAAGAACACACACUACAACAUGGAAGACCAGUACUUGGAAAUAGAUCACAGCUGAAAUGAUAAAUCUAUUUCCCGAUAAGCAACUAUUUUUGCAUAAGAUAAAGGACAGGUACCAAAGACUGAAGACAAAUUUCACCCGAUUUUCUGAAAUAGUGAAGCAUACAGACGUCGGGUGGGAUGCAGACACAAACACCAUCACAAUCGACCCAGAUGUUUGGGAUAUGUUUAUAAAGAAGAAUAAGGCGUACAAGACUUUCCGGAGCAAGGGCUACAAGCACUACGAUUUGCAGAAGCAACUGUUUAGUUCUUCGGUGGCUACCGGUGCUCUUUGCAUAUCCUCGACCGAUCCACCUCGAACUUUAGAAGAAGAACACCGGUUAAAUGAGGAAUUCUUAUCUAGGGGGAAGGGAAAGCAGAAACAACAUGUCGAUCUCGAAGAAGGCUCCGACGAGAGUGACGACCCCGCCCAUGUUGCAGAGCCCAUUCUAACCGAGUCUCGACGUCGAGUGCCGAAAAGAUCUCAAAGCAGGAGCUCACAAAUGCAGGAGUGCAUGAACAUAUUCAGGGAGAGUUUCACGAAGAAUCCACAGGACACCCCACCGUCGGUAAAGAGAAGCAAGUCGAUAUCGAGCCCUGACAAACCUAAGAAGAAUAGCAUCGAGGAAGCCCUCGAUGAGUUGGCUAAAUUGGAAUCGAGAAUCCCUCAGCCCUUGUUUGUGAAAGCGGGCGUAGCACUCCUUGAUCCGGGAGUACGGAGGCUUUUCAUGUGGUUCAAGGAGGAGUCACGAAUGGAAUGGAUAUUGCAGUUUCCUCAUCCUUGAAGAAUCCAUGAUGACAUUUUACAAUUUUUUUCCGAAAAAUAACGUUGUUUUUUUCUUUGUUUUGACUGAAUUCGUACUGGAUUAUGUUUAUUCUGUGUGUUUGCUUAUGCUAAUGAUUUUUUAUUUUA
Molecule: messenger RNA, 1653 nt
Organism: Punica granatum (pomegranate)
Lineage: Eukaryota; Viridiplantae; Streptophyta; Magnoliopsida; Myrtales; Lythraceae
Source: RefSeq, a predicted model, not a curated record